UGCAGCACCAGCUAAUUCGCAGUAAGUGCGUAAACACGCGCAGGAUACACGUCCCAGCCCCCCUGUUGCAAUUUCGGUCUCACGGUUACAUGGGUGCAGGAUUCUUGAGAAUCAACAAAGUUGUAUUGGCCUGUUGAUACCAACCACAAACAAGUCACCUAGCUACAUGCAUAGCGCUUGCUCGAACAACAUCACCCCAACCAUAACCCCAUCUGAUGCUCACUCUGAUGGGAAAUGGCUCCCUUAAGCCUGAAACGUGCACGUGCACAAGUAUGUGCGCAUAUACGUCGUCCCGAUUGAACAACACGCUUCAACGCCCGCGAUCCGAGAUAGCCCAAAGUUACGGUUCAAUGUGAGAAGUCAUACCCAUACUUUACUUUUUUUCUUGCGAUACUUUGAUGGUCAAUCACUACAGAACUAAGUAUAUGUAUAAGUUUACCCCCCCCCCCCCCCCCCUGCUGCAGGGCGCGGCCACGCGUCUCAUGCGUGGUUUUGCCCCCAACUUUCAAUCCCAAGCAUCGAGUCAUGAGCAAGAUAUUCAAAUCGUGCUUGCGCUAGCUACCCGACCGCUCCGUGCUUCCACUCCGGGUACCUCUAUCGCCCAGGUGCUUGAUAAAUGAUGCAAAGAUACACAUAUUAUCGAUCAUGAUCAAGGGUCCGGAUGUUCCUACUUCCGGAAGAGUCCGGUGCCUUGUACCCCCGGAAGUGUUGACUUGAUCAUUUUUGGCGCCAUCGUCACAGCAGCCAUAUUGCAAGCGGUAUUAUACAGCAUAAGUCAAGGGUGAGAAAUGAAAGAGGGAGGAAGCUGGU
Messenger RNA from Cantharellus anzutake, 810 nucleotides. RefSeq lists its product as uncharacterized. The transcript has 2 exons. The record is from RefSeq and is a predicted model, not a curated record. Lineage: Eukaryota; Fungi; Basidiomycota; Agaricomycetes; Cantharellales; Hydnaceae. The annotation marks the transcript as partial.